Messenger RNA from Populus nigra (black poplar), 1014 nucleotides. Its product is annotated as protein PHOTOSYSTEM I ASSEMBLY 2, chloroplastic. Lineage: Eukaryota; Viridiplantae; Streptophyta; Magnoliopsida; Malpighiales; Salicaceae. The transcript is spliced from 6 exons. Bases 96 to 677 code for a protein of 193 amino acids. The record is from RefSeq and is a predicted model, not a curated record.
AAGUUCUCGUCUCCCAUGUCCUCCGUAGAUUACAUUUACACACCCAAUAUGAAAAGAGAAACUGAUUUUGUCACAGAGAGAUAGAGAUAGAGAGAAUGGCAUCGUCAUUAUUAUCUACUUCUCAUCUCUCAGUUUUCCCAGAACGCCUGUCUUUGUACUCUAAACCCUCCCAGCACCACUUACUUAAUGUGAAGCCAGUUGGGAUUCGUGUGAAAUCAAGUUUGGAAGAUGAAAGCUCCUCGUCCUCUGGAGGUUUCGAUGACCCAUCACAGUCAAUCAAGAUGAAGGAAUCUCAAUUGUCAACAUCAAGGCGCCAGUGUCUUUCUUGCUUGUGUUCAACCUUAGUUUUAAUCAGUACUUCAGCAACUUCCAUUUCGAUCCCAAAAGCAAUUGCCAUGGAUGGAAAAGAAAGACCUGUAUGCCGGAAUUGUUUGGGCAGUGGUGCUGUACUUUGUGAUAUGUGCGGUGGUACCGGAAAAUGGAAAGCCCUCAACAGAAAACGAGCUAAAGAUGUUUAUGAGUUUACAGAAUGUCCAAAUUGUUAUGGUCGAGGGAAACUCGUUUGUCCUGUUUGUUUAGGUACUGGUUUACCAAAUAACAAAGGUCUUCUAAGGAGGCCUGAUGCACGGCAAUUACUUGAUAAGAUGUACAAUGGUCGGAUACUGCCUGGUUCUUAAUACGUAAAGCCAUAAUGGUUGAUCAACCAACAUCUUUUCAUGGGCUUCACUCUUAAUUAGUCCUUUGAUCAACAGCAAAUCCAAAGGCUAUGUUAGAUUGCAGCUUGACCAUUAAAAAGAGAUGGGAGGUCCAAGGCAGAAAAUCAAAUUUCACAUCUUCAGACAAAAUUCUUAAAAGGAGUUUUGAACACUCCUGUUAUAUAUAAUAGGUUUGAGAGCUGUUUGAAUUUGACACCAUUAAUUGAGAGCUUGAAAUUUUUAUAUUUGUAAUAAGUUUGAUAACACAUUUUUUUUUAUGAGAGCCCCCUAAUUAUAAGGUUUACAAACUGUUACUGAA